AUACUACGAAGGUUUGUCCACUUGGGGUUUCCGUACUACCACUUCCGGUAGAAAUCCAACGCUACUGUGGCAGCAUUAGCAAUAAUUUAAGUUCGCGAAACUGUGUGACUUAACUAUUUACUAUAAGCUUCAUGCUUUGUUAACGGUGUUCAUUAUCAUUACAACAAUUUAUUCGAUACAAGCAUAUGCCUUAAAAUGAAAGAAACCUCAUUGUUUUGUGUUUUGCUCUGCUUUCUCAAGAUAGCUUUGUCCGUUAGCUGCUAACAAAGAGAGGCGGAAGUUAGCAUCACAUUGUUGUUGUUGUGAAAAUGUGUAAAGUUCAAAUGCUGAGAGCGUUGGUGAACGAGCGGCUGACUGCUGCCGUGGAAGAAAUAUUUGUAGUGUUGGAAAAAACGAUAGUGGAGUACGAGGAGGAACUUUGUCGGACGAAAGAGGAGAACGAGCGACAACGGCAACUACUGGACGCUGUUAUCAGGCCUCAAACGGAGUCACGCACAGCAGAUGUCAGUGAGGACGAUAUUUCCUCCAAGCAGCAAAGAUGCAGCUCCAGGAUGGAGCAAGAGGAGCCACGGCCCUUUGGUUUUAAAGAGGAAGAGCAGAUGUGGACUGAGGACCAGACUGACAUCAGCAAGUUUCCAGUGACUUGUGUGAUUGUGAAGAGUGAAGGUGAUGAGACUGAAGCUCAGUGUAAACAGCUUGAUCCCAGUCAAAGCGAGGAGAGGAGAAAAUCGGAAGCAGACGGCCUCAUAGCUCCGCUGUCAGCUGGUGACAACACAACGUCGCGCUCUCCUGACACGGAUGAUGAAGACUCUGUCGCUGACAAACAUUUUAAAUGCUCUCAAUGUGACAAAAUAUUUGCCCACAGGAAGAAUUUGCAAAGACACAUGAGAUGUCACAAAGGGGAAAAGCUCAUUUCCUGCUCAUUUUGCAACGAAAGUUUCGCUCAAAGGGAACAUUGGAUAGCGCACACAAAAAAACACGCUGGAGAAAAGCCAUAUUCAUGUUCGGUCUGCAACAUGACUUUUAGGUUUCAGUCCACAUUCAUCAACCACAUGCGAACGCACACUGGCGAGAAACCGUUUAAAUGCUCAGUCUGCAGCAUGAGAUUUAGUGUCCAUUCAUCAUUGCUGAGACACAUGAGGUCGCACACCGGCGAGAAGCCUUUCGUCUGCUUAUUUUGCGGUAAAAAAUUCCCCCGAAAAAUGAGUUUAAAAGAGCACACACGGAUACACACGGGAGAAAAACCCUUCUCCUGCUCGGUCUGCAACGCGAGCUUCCGAUUUCAGUCAAAACUGGUAAACCACAUGCGAACGCACACCGGCGAGAGACCGUUCGCCUGCUCGGUAUGCGAGAAAACGUUCACUCAGAAGGAACAUUUAAGGAUACACAUGGUAACGCACAGCGGAGAGAAAGCGUUUUCUUGCUCCGUUUGCGGCCAAAGAUUCUCAGCAAAAAGCAGCCUGGUGACACACAUGCGAUCGCACACGGGUGAGAAACCAUUCAGCUGCAAUGUGUGCAAUGAGAAGUUCUCUUAUAAGUAUCAGCUUUGCAAACACGUGUGUGUUGGGGAGAGCAGCGGAAAUCAAGCAUAUUUUACUGAAUAGAUUGAACCUUUUUAGGCAGCUUGUGUCUUCUGUAUGUUAUAAUUAUGUAUGUGUGCAACACUUUGUAACCAACUGAAUCCCAGACCUGAUAUUCAUUAAAAUCUGUAAAGGUU
Nerophis ophidion (straightnose pipefish) is the source of this 1717-nucleotide messenger RNA. RefSeq names its product oocyte zinc finger protein XlCOF6.1-like. The record is from RefSeq and is a predicted model, not a curated record. NCBI's taxonomy places the organism in Eukaryota, Metazoa, Chordata, Actinopteri, Syngnathiformes, Syngnathidae. The transcript has 2 exons. The coding region runs from base 309 to 1604 and encodes 431 amino acids.